UCUACGCUUUCAGUUAUUAUUUGUCAUACAAUGGACGUCACCAAGGAAUCAUUUUCCGCCGGAUCCAAACCGGUAGAUAUUUUGGACGAACAAUUUGCACAGUAUUUGCAAAUAGCUAAGCACAUGCUUCCGAAGCUAAUAUCGCCAAAAGAUCGGCAAAUAUGCUCCAAGUACAUCGGACGCUGCUGUCAGCUUAGCAACACCACCCACUCGGCCAAGAGCUACCGGAAUGAUUUUUUCCGCUAUUUCCUCAAGGUGCUGGAUGCCACCGUUCGGAAUCAGCUACACUAUGUACAGUUGGACGAGAAUGCCGAACCGCAGAGGGACGAACAGAAAGAGGCGUUUCGUUGGUCCAACGAUCGGAAGACAUACGUGGCAACGAAAAUAAUCCCCAAUUAUGCAACACUGGUGUACAUGGCAGUUUGCGAUGAUCCCGAGCAAGGGUGGGAUAAUGGAGGAUUCGGCACUUACGAGUUUUGAAUGAUGCACGGUGCUUGAUGGAUUUGAUUGCGGUGUUAUGCUGCAGUUUGGUAAUGUUGUGUGUCAAAUUUUCCGUAACUAUAGAACAGAUUGUUUGAUUCAAUAUAUUUUGUAA
Messenger RNA from Malaya genurostris, 595 nucleotides. RefSeq lists its product as uncharacterized. The transcript has 3 exons. The coding region runs from base 31 to 480 and encodes 149 amino acids. Lineage: Eukaryota; Metazoa; Arthropoda; Insecta; Diptera; Culicidae. The record is from RefSeq and is a predicted model, not a curated record.